AUGGCAACGUUUAGUAUCUUCGGAUUAGUUUUCGUCUUAUUUUUCGAAAAUGUUUUGUGCGGUUACUAUCCGGUUGGUAUGGGCAUGGGCGGCGGAGGCAAUUUAGUUGGAGGCGGCGGUAAAAUGAUGGGUGGAGGGAUGAUGGGUGGCGGGAUGAUGGGUGGUGGAAUGAUGGGUGGUGAAAUGGGUAUGAUGGGCGCCGAAGGAGCUAUGAUGGGGGCAGGUGGAGCUGGAAUGAUGGGAGCAGGUGGAGCUGGAAUGAUGGGUGCAGGUGGAGCUGGAAUGAUGGGUGCAGGAGCGGGAAUGAUGGGUGGAGGAGGAGGUGGUAUGAUGGGAGCUGGAGGAGAAGGAAUGAUGACUAAAGGAGCGAUGAUGGGAGGUGGAAUGGGAAUGGGUGGUGCUGGAAUUGGUGAGUGUUCAGAUGUUAGUUUUGUUACUAAUGAAGUCUUCUGCAUCCCUUUUAUAUUACGAACAAUAUAA
This is a messenger RNA of Diabrotica virgifera virgifera (western corn rootworm), 480 nucleotides long. RefSeq lists its product as uncharacterized. The transcript has a single exon. The record is from RefSeq and is a predicted model, not a curated record. NCBI's taxonomy places the organism in Eukaryota, Metazoa, Arthropoda, Insecta, Coleoptera, Chrysomelidae. The coding region runs from base 1 to 480 and encodes 159 amino acids.